UUCUCGCCAUUCUUGAUUGUGAACUGGAUCCUCCUGAUUCAUGAGCCCAUCAUCCCUUUCUCGGAGCAUUGUAUAAUGUCGUCGGAGAUCGAGGUGAUGGAAGAGGAGGAAUCCGGAUAUCAUCUCAAGAAGGCGACGCCGGUCGUAGUAGAAGAUGAGAGCUUGACAAACGACGUGUACACGGCCGCGGCCUACGGAGACAUGGAGAAGCUGCAGAGGCUGGUGGAGUGAGAAGGUUGCUUGGUUUCCGAGUCCGACGCCCUUGGUUACUCCGCCCUCCAAUGGGCUGCGCUUAAUAACCGAACGGCCGCUGCACAAUACAUCAUCGAGCAUGGAGGUGAUAUUAAUGCUUGUGAUCAUCAAGGCCAAACGGCACUACACUGGAGUGCAGUCAGAGGUGCAGUCCAGGUCGCUGAACUUAUGUUGCAGGAGGGUGCUCGUCUCUCUGUAACUGAUGUUAAUGGGUAUCAGACAACACAUGUUGCUGCACAAUAUGGUCAAACGGCUUUUCUUUAUCAUAUUGUCACAAAAUGGAGUGCUAAUCCUGAUGUUUGCGAUAAUAAUGGAAGAACUCCUUUACACUGGGCUGCUUACAAAGGAUUUGCAGACUGCAUACGUCUUUUGCUAUAUCUAAAUGCUUCUAGAGGACGCCAGGACAAACAAGGUUGCACCCCUCUCCACUGGGCUGCCAUUAGGGGUAACUUAGAAGCAUGCACCGUUCUUGUGCAAGCUGGAAAGAAGGAUGAUUUGAUAGUAUCAGAUAAUACUGGCCUUACACCUGCACAACUUGCUGCUGAUAAAAAUCACAAACAAGUAGCACUUUUCCUUGGAACUGCUAGGAAGUUGUUGGACAGACAGGACGGAAAGAGCUUUCUUGGCAAAUUCUCAAAAUUAGGACUUGCUCCAUUACUUUGGUUUAUAAUCUUGCUGCUACUUAUGACAUAUAUACAUUCAGUUGUUAUGGCUCCCAAUUUGCCAAGAUUAACAGCUGGUCUUGGUCUUUUUGCUUGGAUAGGCGUAUUCUUGACAACAGUUGGACUGGUUCCAUUUUAUAGAUGUAGCAGGAUGGAUCCUGGGUAUAUCAAAAUAAAUAUACAUGAUCCAGAAAACAUGAAAGAUGAAGAACCUUUACUGAAGAUUGAGAUGAAUAAUCCAACUUUGCUUGCUGGGAAUUGGUCCCAACUUUGUGUAACUUGCAAGAUUGUUCGGCCUCGACGUUCAAAGCAUUGUUCCACCUGUGAUCGUUGUGUUGAACAAUUUGACCAUCAUUGCCCAUGGGUAUCUACUUGCAUCGGCAAGAAAAACAAGUGGGACUUCAUCUUGUUUCUUGGUUUGGAAGUUUUGGCAAUGUUACUCACAGGAGCAGUGGCUCUUACAAGAAUUUUGACUGACCCAAUGGCUCCAUCUUCAUUUGGUGCGUGGUGGAACCAUGUCGGUGGUCAGCAUAUUGGUGCUUUAUCAUUCGUGAUUGCAGAUCUUUUCAUCCUUUCUGGUGUUGUAGCCUUGACUUGUGUGCAGGCCUCUCAGAUUGCUCGCAAUAUCACGACGAAUGAAUUGGCGAACGUAAUGCGGUAUGAUUACCUUAGAGGACCAGGUGAUCAAUUCCACAACCCAUACGAUCAUGGCUGUAAGAACAACUGCUCAGAUUUCUUGAUAAAGGGUUACAACGAAGAUAUCGAACUUCUUGAAGCACCAUCAACAGAACACGAAGGAAUCGGGAUGAUACAGCCUCACUGUGGUAACCUUCCAAAUGCCAUCGUCGGCCUUUCUCAUAAAACUAAUGGAAAUGCUCAUGUAGCAAUCGAUGUGAAUAUCAGCAAACAUGAUGGAUACAAUCAUUGUAGCCACCAUGAUCAUAGUCACAGCAGAAAAAUCGAGUCUGGUCCUUUAGGUUUUGGUCGAAAUAGUGCCCGACCUGCAGUAGUUUUUGGCUAACACCAUACUGUUUUAGUUUUUGGUCGAAAAUGUUUGUCUUUGUGCUGCGCCUGCUGUGUGUAGCUACACGCGACGAAAGUGUCUGUAAUAUGCUUAAUUUUGUUUAAAACUAGUAGAGAGUACGUUUAAAAAUGUGUACAAUAGAGACAACUAACUAUGAAAGUAUAGUGCAGAUGUUCUUUCAGAUAUUUUACG
Sesamum indicum (sesame) is the source of this 2130-nucleotide messenger RNA. RefSeq names its product protein S-acyltransferase 24. Lineage: Eukaryota; Viridiplantae; Streptophyta; Magnoliopsida; Lamiales; Pedaliaceae. Gene Ontology annotation, cellular component: Golgi membrane. The record is from RefSeq and is a predicted model, not a curated record. Gene Ontology annotation, molecular function: protein binding; palmitoyltransferase activity. Gene Ontology annotation, biological process: protein palmitoylation.